UACACUUUGCAAUGCGGGAAAAGAUAAAACAAUUAACUCCCAUCUUGCAUCGCCAACCGGUAAACAGUCUCCAAACUCUCCGACGCAAAAUUCCGGCCGGUAAAACGCUAUCCAAUCAAAUUUGGCAUAUUAUCACUUAGCUGAAACAAUAGAUAGGAAUUAAAGAAGAUGUUCACCCAAUUCGGGGCCACGGCGGAGUCUUUGAGCAAAGCCUCAACGAUGGUAUUCCGGAUCGGUACUGACGCUCAUCUUUACGACGACCCCGAUGACGUCAACAUUGCGCCACUCCUCGACAGCAAAUUCGAUUCAGAGAAAUGCGAAGCUCUCAAGCGAUUGCUCGCUCUUAUCGCCCAAGGCUUCGACGUCUCCAAUUUCUUUCCUCAAGUGGUGAAAAACGUCGCCUCACAGUCAAUCGAGGUGAAGAAGCUCGUAUACUUGUACCUUCUGCACUAUGCUGAAAAGCGGCCGAAUGAGGCAUUGCUUUCAAUAAACUAUUUUCAGAAGGAUCUGGGGGAUACAAACCCAUUGGUGAGGGCGUGGGCACUUCGGACUAUGGCAGGUAUUCGUUUACAUGUGAUUGCACCGCUUGUUCUGGUAGCAGUUAGUAAAUGCGCGAGGGAUCCAUCGGUAUAUGUUAGAAAAUGUGCUGCCAAUGCACUUCCAAAGGUGCAUGAUUUACGUUUGGAGGAAAACACUGCUGCCAUUGAAGAGCUUGUUGGGUUUUUGCUUAAUGAUAAUUCUCCCGGAGUUAUUGGAGCUGCUGCAGCUGCAUUUGCUUCUGUUUGUCCAACUAAUUUAUCUCUGAUUGGAAGAAACUAUAGAAGGUUAUGUGAGACUCUUCCUGAUGUCGAAGAAUGGGGUCAAAUUGUGUUGAUUGGUAUUCUUUUACGGUAUGCAAUUGCAAGGCAUGGGCUAGUUAAAGAAUCAAUUAUGUUAUCUUCUCGUGAUUUGGAGAAUAUUGCUUCUGAAAAUGGUGCCUCUGACACCUAUCAAAAAGGAAACGAGGAUUCUAAUGCCUACUUUGGACUUAAAGAAAGCAACGCUGACUUGACUAAUGGGGUAUGUAAAUCUGAGGUAGUAGAUAUAGUCUCCAGGAGUUACCUUGAAGGGCCAGAUAAAUACUUAUCCAAGCAUAGAUGUGCAGAUGUGCUUUCGUCUGAGUUAGAGGGUUUGCAUUUCACAUCUGCAAAAGAUAAUGAGGACAUUAAGAUCCUGUUGCUGUGCACUUCACCUUUGCUGUGGAGUCAUAAUAGUGCUGUGGUACUUGCAGCUGCUGGAGUGCAAUGGAUAAUGGCACCAAAAGAAGAUAUCCAGAAAAUUGUGAAACCACUUUUAUUUCUUAUGAGAUCCUCAAACUCGUCAAAAUAUGUGGUUCUCUGCAACAUCCAAGUAUUUUCUAAAGCAAUGCCUUCUGUCUUUGCUCCACAUUUUGAAGACUUCUUCAUUAGCCCGUCAGACUCAUACCAAGUAAAGGCAUUGAAACUUGAGAUACUUUCCACAAUUGCUUCGGACUCAUCAAUUUCUUCUAUUUUUCAAGAGUUCCAGGACUAUGUGAAAGAUCCAGACAGGAAAUUUGCUGCAGAUACAGUAGCUGCAAUUGGUUUAUGUGCUCAACAAUUUCCAAAGGUAGCAAAUACAUGUUUGGAAGGGUUAUUGGCCCUUGCAUCACAUGAAUCCACAUAUGGUGAUAAUGCAGCUACAGAUGGAGAAGCUAUAGUUUUAGUUCAGGCAAUAUAUUCAAUCAAAGCAAUAAUGGGAAAAGAUCCUUCCAGUAACGAAAAGGUAAUUGUCCAUUUAAUUCGAAGUUUGGAAUCCAUCCGGGUGCCUGCAGCACGUGGAAUGAUUAUCUGGAUGGUGGGUGAGUACAGUGACAUUGGGAAUGUAAUCCCAAAGGUUUUACCUGUUGUACUUAAGUAUCUAGCAAGAUGCUUUACUGUGGAAGAAGUUGAAACAAAGCUUCAGAUUCUUAAUGCUUGUGGCAAGGUCCUAUUGCAUUCAAAAGAGGAAGAAUUAUGGGCAUACAGAAAAGUUUUAAGUUACAUGCUUGAUCUUGCUAGAUGUGACUUGAACUAUGAUAUCCGUGACCGUGCUCGUUUUAUAAAGGAACUUCUGUCGUGCUAUAUAGGUUCUUCUGAUACUGAAGAAGGAAAAGCCCAACAAGAGAGCAGGGAUGUUUCACGUGUCCUUGCAGGAAGAAUAUUUGGGGAACAAAUUAAAGCACCAUCAUCUGAACAGUUUAGUGCUCGCUUCUAUCUUCCUGGUUCGCUUUCACAUGUGGUUCUUCAUGCAGCUCCUGGCUACGAACCUCUUCCAAGACCUUGCAGUCUAAAUUUUGAGGAUCCUAGUAUAAACUCUAAUAUUGUAGAGGGAGCAAAGAGACCAGGCGAUGGUGCUACUCAAAGUGAGUCUUAUACGGAUGAUCCGGAUUCUGUAUCUGGAUCUUUGAAUGAAGAAAGUACCUCAGAUUAUAGCUAUGCAGAUUCGAUUGGUGGUUCAGAUGGUCCUGGUGGCAGCAAUGUUAGUAGUUCUCUUAGUGAAGUUGAUGUCCAUAAGGAACCACUGAUACAUCUAUCUGAGGUUGGCUAUCCCAAUGCAAAUCCAGAUGGGGGCUCACAUGUGGAUAAUCCGUAUUCUGGCUCCAAUAAUCUUGGGGAACUAAUAUCUGCAAGAUCGCUUGAAUCAUGGUUGGACGAGAACCCAAAUUCAGGCCAUAAUUUGUCUGAACCAAGUUGUAUUAGGAAAUCAUCAGCAAGAAUCUCAAUCGGGCAUAUUCAUGACAGAGUUGAACCUAAAAUAUAUGCACUGCUGGAUCCUGCAAAUGGAAAUGGCUUGAGUGUGGAUUAUGCAUUCUCAUCUGAGCCGUCAAGUCUUUCUCCCUUGCUUGUAUGUUUACAAGUUUCCUUCAAGAACUGUUCUACAGAGCCGAUGUUAAAUAUACAAUUGGUAGAAGAUGACAAAAGCCAAGAUUCAUCAGAUCAUGCAUCAGCAAUGACUGAGAGUUCCUCUCAUGGUGAUGUGCCAAGUCUGGUUCCUAUGGAAGAAAUUGCUAACUUGGGUCCUAGUGAGACUAUCAAAAUAAUGCUUCAAGUUCGUUUCCGCCAUCAUCUUUUACCUCUAAAGCUGGUAUUAUGGUGUAAUGGCAAGACUUAUCCAGUUAAGUUGCGACCUGACAUUGGAUAUUUCGUAAGACCUCUUCCAAUGGAUAUUGGAGUGUUUUCUGCCAAGGAAGCUCAGCUGCCUGGGAUGUUCGAGUACACAAGGAGGUGUAUCUUCACGGACCAUAUUGGAGAGCUGAAGAAGGGUGAUAAACCAGGGACAAAUGAUCAAUUUCUUGUCAUCUGCGAGUGUUUGGCAGUAAAGGUGCUGAGUAAUGCAAACUUUUUCCUUGUGUCUGUUGACAUGCCUGUUUCUGCCAAUCUUGAUGAUGCAUCUGGUUUACGUCUAAGAUUUAGUGGUGAGCUUUUGAGUAAUUCAGUUCCCUGCUUAGUUACGCUUGUCCUGGAGGGCACGUGUUUUGAACCACUGAAUAUUUCAGUGAAAGUCAACUGUGAAGAAACUGUAUUUGGUUUGAAUUUGUUAAAUAGAAUUGUGAACCUCUUGGCUGAGCCUGCUCGAGAAUAAAAAAUGUAUUAUUUGAAUCCAUGAGAAGUGAGCCAUAUGAUUUCGUAUCAUGGUGCUCAAUCUCACCUUGGUCUAUUCAGUGGAAAGUUUUUUGCAUGAAUAUU
Messenger RNA from Coffea eugenioides, 3725 nucleotides. RefSeq names its product AP3-complex subunit beta-A. NCBI's taxonomy places the organism in Eukaryota, Viridiplantae, Streptophyta, Magnoliopsida, Gentianales, Rubiaceae. Bases 169 to 3621 code for a protein of 1150 amino acids. The transcript has 11 exons. The record is from RefSeq and is a predicted model, not a curated record. Gene Ontology annotation, biological process: intracellular protein transport; vesicle-mediated transport. Gene Ontology annotation, cellular component: membrane coat; AP-3 adaptor complex.